UGUGAUUGUAAGAGAAAGAAGAGAAGAGGCACGAAAGAUUCAUAUUCAAACAACAAGACAUCUUUUUGUAUUAAAAACACUUGUGGGUUUUUGCUGUUUUUUUUUGUUUUAAAAAAAAAAGUUCUCCCUUUCAAGAAGACGAUUGCAGAGGGAACAAAGGCCACUCUCACACCUGCAAAGAUCAAACAAAAGUCGAGAAAGCAAGAAAGAAAGAAAAAGGAUGGCCUCAGAAACCUCAGACAAAUCAAGUUAGAGAAAAAAAAAAAAAAAAAAAAAAAAAGAUUUUUUAGCAGCAGUGUGGAGAGAGGAGAAUGUGAUUUAUUUGUUUUUCCAUAAAUUAUUAUUAAUUUGUUUUCCCACAGAAGAAAGAAAACGAUGUCUGAUGUCUUUGCAAUCUUUUACAACCAGCAACCAUAAGAGGUGAAAACGCCGCCGGAGGAUUUGGUCGGAGAAGGGAUUUGAUUUUGAUCGGAGAAAACGAGAAUGAAGAUAAAGAGACUGAUAUGGGAAUAGCAACGCCGACAAUUAUUCCGACCGUCGCCGCCGCCGUCCAAUCGAAAGGUCACAAUUCUCCUCAAUUUCAAAAUUUAUCGAAUUCUAUGUCCCAGGAUUAUCAUCAGACCGUUUUCAGUUUCUCGAAUGGAUUCGAGAGAUCGCAGCAAGAACAACAGCAGCAGCAGCAUAUAGCGACACACCAGAUCCGCCGGGAUAAGAUUAGGGUUCCGGCCGGCUUUGAGGCGGCGCCGCCGCCGCUGGUUGGAAUCGAGGAAGAGACAGGUGGGCUUCCGGUAUAUGAGUCGGCAGGUAUGUUGUCAGAGAUGUUCAAUUUUACAUCUGGAGGCGGCGCCGCCGCCGCCACGGCGACGGAAUUGUUAGAAAACCAGAUACUGCAGAGCUACCGGAAUUCUAGAAAUACCCCGCCGGCGGCCAGUGGUUCGUCGGAAAAUUGGUUCUUGCACCGCCCUGGUAUUCCUCUCGGCGGCAAUUUAUCAGAUUCCAAGAAUCAGAUUUCCGGCAUUAAUGCGGCGGAUUCCGCCGCCGCCAUGCAGCUUUUUCUGAUGAACCCUCAACAGCAGCAAGGUUCGACUUCUCCGUCACCAUCCCGGCCGCCGCCGCCGUCGUCGUCGACUCUCCACAUGCUUCUUCCCACACCUUCUUCGUCCUCCCAAACUCUCCACGCCGCCCUAGGCGGCGGCGGCGCCGCCGGCGGGAAUUUCGACCAGUUCCAGUGGGCCCCGAACACCGCUGCGGAAACCAAUCACAUUCCGAGAGUCGGGGAAGGGCAAGGACUAUCGCUGUCGCUGUCGUCUUCUUUGCAGCAGUUCGACGCAGCCAAAAAUGAAGAAUUCAGGAUCGGAGAAGCCGCCGGAAUGUUGUUUUUCGGACAAGGCCCAAUUGGACAGCAUCAAUUUAAGAAUUUCAGCGGCGGCGCCGCCGUACAAUCAGGGAUUGGAUCCUCGUACGGAACGACGAAUAUGCUGCGAAAUUCGAAGUAUGCUAAAGCAGUUCAGGAGCUGUUAGGAGAAUUUUGCUGCGUGGGAAGGAGUCAAUUGAGGAAAAACAAAUUCGGGAGACAGAACAGUAACAACAACAAUGGAAACCCUAGUACUACAAAUCCGACAGCCGGCGGCGGCGCCGCCACCACCACCGCCGCCGAUAAUCCGGUGUCUUCUUCGUCGAAGGAUGUUCUUCCUCUAUCAGCCGCCGACCGUCUCGAGCACCAGAGAAGAAAGGUCAAACUAUUAUCCAUGCUUGAUGAGGUGGAUCGAAGGUACAACCAUUACUGUGAGCAAAUGCAGAUGGUGGUGAGCUCAUUCGACAUGGUGAUGGGGUUCGGGGCGGCGAUGCCGUACACGACAUUAGCCCAGAAGGCGAUGUCUCGCCAUUUCCGGUGUCUGAAGGACGCCAUCGCCGCCCAAUUGAAGCAGAGCUGCGACGUCCUCGGCGAGAAGGACGCCGGCGGCGGCGCGUCGUCGGGAGUGACAAAGGGGGAGACCCCCCGACUACGAAUUCUUGACCAGUCUCUCAGACAGCAACGGGCUUUCCAUCAAAUGGGAAUGGGGAUGACGAUGGAGCAAGAAACCUGGAGACCACAAAGAGGCUUGCCCGAACGAUCAGUCAACAUUUUGAGAGCUUGGCUUUUCGAACAUUUCCUCCACCCGUACCCUAGCGAUGCUGAUAAACACCUGUUGGCCCGACAGACUGGCCUGUCAAGAAAUCAGGUUUCGAACUGGUUCAUCAAUGCUAGGGUUCGUCUGUGGAAGCCGAUGGUGGAAGAAAUGUACCAACAGGAAGCGAAAGAGGAGUCCUCCGCCGCCGGCGGAGGAGGCGGCGGCGAUGAUCUCCAGACGGACGGCCAAACCGUCGCCGCCGCCGCCGCCACAUCGCAAACUCUGGCGGCUCCGAAUUCCGCCGCCGUUGCUCCCCCGGCGGCCGAAAUGAAUGCCUCCGAACAGGCGGCCGUUUCCUUGCCGGCGACGGACGACGACGGAAAUGUCAUGGAAUCGGCGGUGAUGAGAUUUGGGGCGAUCUCCGGCGACGUGUCGCUGACGUUAGGGCUACGUCACGCCGGGAAUUUGCCGGAGAAAGGGUCCUUCUUGGUUAGGGAUUUUGGGGAAUUUUAGUUAUUUGUAUUUUGGUUAAUUAAAUCGAUUAAAAGAUUAUAGAUGUGCUUAAAUAAGAAAUUAAGUAAAACAUUUAUCCAAUUAUUAUAUUAUAAACAUAUAUAGGAGUAAUUAAUUUUGGUCA
This is a messenger RNA of Andrographis paniculata, 2748 nucleotides long. RefSeq names its product BEL1-like homeodomain protein 4. The record is from RefSeq and is a predicted model, not a curated record. Gene Ontology annotation, molecular function: RNA polymerase II cis-regulatory region sequence-specific DNA binding; DNA-binding transcription factor activity, RNA polymerase II-specific. Bases 504 to 2624 code for a protein of 706 amino acids. The transcript is spliced from 5 exons. Gene Ontology annotation, biological process: regulation of transcription by RNA polymerase II. Lineage: Eukaryota; Viridiplantae; Streptophyta; Magnoliopsida; Lamiales; Acanthaceae.